Messenger RNA from Cydia amplana, 2012 nucleotides. RefSeq lists its product as uncharacterized. The record is from RefSeq and is a predicted model, not a curated record. Bases 458 to 1642 code for a protein of 394 amino acids. The transcript has a single exon. Lineage: Eukaryota; Metazoa; Arthropoda; Insecta; Lepidoptera; Tortricidae.
CAAGUAUUUAAAUUUUCCUGUUUCCUAUAAUUUAUUAAGGUGCCUACUACUGCAUGGCAAUAUUUAGAAUAUUUAAAUAUAGGUAUUGAAGUUAAGUAUAUUCAUAUUUUAUUUAUUUAUUUCAGAUUGGCUUGCACCUGAUGUUACAGAUGAAUUCUCAGCAGUAUGCAAAUACUGCCGUCAAGUCCUCAAAGCUCACCAUAAAGGUUUGGUUGAUCAUUCUGAAAGUGGUAAGCAUAAAAAAGCAAUGGAAUUGGAAAAAUCUGCCAAGUCAUGUCAAACAAUAACUCAAAUCUAUAAACCAGCAGUGUCAGAAAAAACCAAAAUAUCUGAGUUGAAAAUUGCUGCAUAUAUUGCUGAGCAUUGAGCUGUUGACCAUCUUAUAGAAAUACUUCCUCAAUUGGAUCCUAUAUCUGAAACCCUGAAAAAUCUGAAGCUACAUCGCACAAAAUGUUCCAUGUUAAUAAAAAAUGUACUUGGUCCAUCAAUGCUGGAUGAUCUCAUUGAAGAAAUAGGUAACUGCCCGUAUUCAAUAAUUAUAGACGAAAGUACUGACCCGUCUACUCAAAAGGUGUUGUGCAUUAUUGUGCGUUUUUUCUCAUUCAAGACAAGGCAAACUGUCACCACUUUUUAUAGGCUGCUAAAAUUAAUUGAAUGUGAUGCAAAGACUGUGUGCGAUUUAAUAACAGACGCCCUAAAAAAGGAUGGCUUAAAAGUUGAGAAUAUGAUUGGGAUUGGUGUUGAUGGAGCAAAUGUCAUGGUUGGUAGACAUAAUUCGGUGACAGCAAUAUUAAAAAGAGAACUGCCUGAUUUAGUAAUUGUAAAAUGUGUUAGCCACUCAUUGCAUCUGUGUGCUGAAAAAGCAACUGAACUAUUGCCGCGCCAAUUAGAAUUUCUUGUGCGGGAAGCUCACAACUGGUUUUCAUACAGCCCAAAACGUUUGGAGUAUUAUAGAGCCUUAUACGAAAUAAUGAAUGGCAAUAAGGAUCCCAAAAAAAUACAAGCUCUCAGUGGAACUCGCUGGCUCGCCCGCUAUCAAGCUAUUCAGACAAUACUAGAGCAGUGGGAAGAACUUAAGUUGCUUUUUUCCAUUGCCAAGUCAGAGGACAAAUGUUAUAUGGCAGAACAGCUUUACGAUAUCAUGAGACCGUUCAAAGCUUUUUUGAUUUUCUUGAAAAAUGAAUUAAAAACAGUGACUCAAUUAAAUCUGCUUUUUCAAAGUGACAAUGUGGAGCCGACUAAACUGUUUGAAGAUCUGUUUUUGAUGUAUAAAAACUUACUAAAACGAAUUGUAGUACCUUCACAGUUGGAAAAGUUAGUGGACUCUGAACUGAUGGAUUUCAGUUUUCAGGAGCAUCUAAUGCACACUUCAUCAGUGUAUCUUGGAUAUGAUUUUCAAAUUAUAUCACAAGAACUUGAAGCAAACGACUUGUUAGAUGUAAGAGAAAGAUGCAAGAACUUUUUAUGUUGCCUUGCAGAACAAAUACAAAAACGGUUGCCGGAUAAUUUGUCAAUGCUGAAAGUAAUUGCUAAUUUACACCCAAAAGUGGCUACGUCUCAAGUAAAACCUGACAUAAAACCAGUUUUAAAUCACAUUCAGCGAACUGAUAUUUACGGAAACAAAAAUGAUAUCGAAUCUUGAGUGGCACCAAUUGAGUAAUAAAAUGUGGUCAAACACUUCAUCAUCGGCAGAUUUUUACUCAGAAGUAUACGACGAUUGCGAUGCUGCUGGCUGCAAACGUUUCGAGAAUAUUGCAAAAUACGGGUUGGCGUUUGCAACAGUUCCGAUAUCAAAUGCAAGUGUUAGAACGCGCAUUUUCUAUAUAUAAUAUAGUAAAAAAUAAACUGCGGAGCAGGUUAUCAAUUGACAUGCUGCAAAGUGUGAUGAUGGUCCGCUUCACAUUACAGAGACUAGGAUCGUGCGUAAAAUUCACGCCUACAAAUAAAAUGUUAAGAUUAUUUAACGUUCAUAUGUAUGAUUAUAAAAAUGUCGAACCAGUAGAAAACGACUU